UAAAAUCUUAUACUUUAACUACGGAACAGCCAUCUACGGUAACGUUGUGACGUAGUUACGCACGUACGUGCAAUGUCACCCGACAAACAACUUCCUACUUCCGGUUCGGUUUCGAGCUCUGUCCGGUGGUCAUUCAGUGGACCUGCAGGAGAAGAUGUUGGCCUGGUUUCUGCUGCUGUGUGUGCAGCUGAUGUUCGGCUGGAUCCGUGCGUCUGAACUCACCUUCGAGCUGCCGGACAACGCCAAGCAGUGCUUCUAUGAGGACAUCACCAUCGGCACCAAGUGCACGCUGGAGUUCCAGGUGGUCACUGGCGGUCACUAUGAUGUGGACUGUCGUCUGGAGGAUCCGGAUGGGACGGUCCUCUAUAAAGAGAUGAAGAAGCAGUACGACAGCUUCACCUUCACCGCCUCCAGAAACGGCACGUUCAAGUUCUGCUUCAGCAACGAGUUCUCCACCUUCACACACAAGACCGUGUACUUCGACUUUCAAGUCGGCGACGACCCUCCGCUUUUCCCCAACGAGAACCGAGUGACGGCUUUAACACAGAUGGAAUCCGCCUGCGUCUCUAUUCACGAGGCGCUGAAGUCCGUGAUCGACUAUCAGACACACUUCCGUCUGCGAGAGGCUCAGGGCCGCAGCCGAGCGGAGGAUCUGAACACCAGAGUGGCCUUCUGGUCCAUCGGAGAGGCCUGCAUCCUGCUGGUGGUCAGCAUCAGUCAGGUGGUUCUUCUCAGGAGCUUCUUCUCAGACAAGAAAACCACUACAACACGCGUGGGCUCGUAACUCCUCACACCGGGGCACAUCGAAGGGUUUUUAUACAAAGAAUUAGUUAUUUAAGCUGAAACACCUUGAGCUUGUUUUCUGUGGUCCUCAGCUCACAUCCAGCAGAAUAUUUCAGCGCUGAAAUUGAAACUGGUUUAUUUAUUUUGUGGCUGUGUGUUGAGUCUUUACAUGACGUGAGGAUGUACAGACACUGUAUACCUGCCUGACACACCAGUGCGGUUUAUAUACGUCUGCUUGUAUCAUCAUCAUCAUCAUCAUCAUCACUCGAGAUUAGUUCAUCCGUUCAGUCGUCAUAGAACCACUAUGUGUUUGAAUGUGAGAGAGCUGUAUUUGCUUUAUGUUGUAAAAACAAGCAUCCUUGCUAAUGUUUCCUAGUCAUCGUUUUCUUUUCAUGACUUUGGUGUUUCUUUUUAAUAGCGGUGAAUUGACUUUACUUUGUUUGAAUGGGUAAUAAAUGUCUGGAGGAAUGUC
This is a messenger RNA of Cyprinus carpio (common carp), 1255 nucleotides long. RefSeq names its product transmembrane emp24 domain-containing protein 7 (gene tmed7). The record is from RefSeq and is a predicted model, not a curated record. Gene Ontology annotation, biological process: intracellular protein transport; Golgi organization; endoplasmic reticulum to Golgi vesicle-mediated transport. NCBI's taxonomy places the organism in Eukaryota, Metazoa, Chordata, Actinopteri, Cypriniformes, Cyprinidae. Gene Ontology annotation, cellular component: Golgi apparatus; endoplasmic reticulum; COPII-coated ER to Golgi transport vesicle.